This is a messenger RNA of Phodopus roborovskii (desert hamster), 1836 nucleotides long. RefSeq names its product potassium channel tetramerization domain containing 17 (gene Kctd17). Bases 6 to 1247 code for a protein of 413 amino acids. NCBI's taxonomy places the organism in Eukaryota, Metazoa, Chordata, Mammalia, Rodentia, Cricetidae. Gene Ontology annotation, cellular component: Cul3-RING ubiquitin ligase complex; cytoplasm. Gene Ontology annotation, molecular function: cullin family protein binding. Gene Ontology annotation, biological process: protein homooligomerization; proteasome-mediated ubiquitin-dependent protein catabolic process. The record is from RefSeq and is a predicted model, not a curated record. The transcript has 8 exons.
AGGUAAUGUGGGGCGAGAUCUGCUGUCCCAGCCACACCAGGACAGGCGCAGAGCAUCCCAACCCUGGCUCCAGACUACAGCUCCCGACAUACCCCGCGCCUGGUACCCGCCCGCAGCGAGCGGAGGGGCGGAUGCAGACACCGCAGCUGGCGAUGAGGAUGGAGGCCGGGGAGGCAGCGCCACCGGCAGGGGCGGGCAGCCGCGCCGGGGGCGGCUGGGGCAAGUGGGUGCGGCUGAACGUGGGGGGCACGGUGUUCCUGACCACCCGCCAGACGCUGUGCCGGGAGCAGAAGUCCUUCCUCAGCCGCCUGUGCCAAGGCGAAGAGCUGCAGUCUGACCGGGAUGAGACCGGGGCCUACCUCAUUGACCGUGACCCCACCUACUUCGGGCCCAUAUUGAACUUCCUCAGGCAUGGCAAACUGGUGCUGGACAAGGACAUGGCUGAGGAGGGAGUCCUGGAAGAAGCUGAAUUCUAUAACAUUGGUCCCCUGAUCAGAAUCAUCAAAGACAGGAUGGAAGAGAAAGACUACACAGUGACCCAGGUGCCGCCCAAACAUGUGUACCGUGUACUGCAGUGCCAGGAGGAGGAGCUCACACAGAUGGUCUCCACUAUGUCUGACGGCUGGCGCUUCGAGCAGCUGGUGAACAUCGGUUCCUCCUACAACUACGGCAGCGAGGACCAGGCCGAGUUCCUGUGUGUUGUGUCUAAGGAACUCCACAGCUCCCCACACGGCCUAAGCUCAGAGACUAGCCGUAAGACCAAGAGCACGGACGAGCAGCUGGAGGAGCGGCGGCGGCAGGAGGUGGAGGAGGUGGAGGUGGCCCAGGUGCAGGUGGAGGCGGAUGCCCAGGAGAAAGCCCUGUCAUCUCAGGAUCCCGCUAACCUUUUCUCCCUCCCACCACCGCCUCCUCCUCCUCCGCUUCCUGCUGGAGGUCCUGCUUCAUCUUCAUCCACCUCCUCUUCCUCCUGGAUCUCAUCUGCACCCUGCCUCUUCCCUCUCUGCCCCUGCCCAGGUCCCUGUCCGCACCCUCCCAGACCCAAGCCUGAGCUUGCUGUGAGAGCUCCUCGGCCCCGCGCCCGCCCCCAGAGCUGCCGCCCCGGGUUUGUAGCCUGGCAGAGCUGGAGGGAGGGGCGGAAGCAAGGAGGGUCCUCAUAUCUUGUCCUUGGACUUGAGCCGAGCUUUUGGCUGAUUCUCACCACCCACCAAAGUCUCUCAACUUCUCUGGGCCUUGGGGCGAGGCCCUGAGAACUGAAAAAAAGUCCAGAGGUGGAGACUUGUGCCUGCCUGCCUGUAGUAGUAGUAAGGAGCCAGGCUGGGGAGGGGAGGACUAGUCUUGUGCCUCCGCCCCAUCACGCAUGUCUAGAAGCUCGUGCACCACUGCAUGUGGGUACUAUGUCCCCUAGUUCUGUGGAGUGGGUGCCAGGCCACAUGUGGUGAGCCUUUGCUAAUGAGUUGACAAGAGCCUGCCAAGGAUUGGAGCGUGGCAGGAAAAGACCCGGUCUCUGAUAGGGGUGACAAUAGCCCCCAGUCAGACUGAUCUCCCUGUGUGACCUUGGGCAAGUCACUGCCUCUCUCUGGGCCACAGCUGAAUUCUAAGAUGGGUUGGAUAGCUGCUUCCGGUGGCCCCUUUCUGCCUGGGAAAGCAGCGAUCUGCUCCUCCUACCCCUCCCCUCCCCAACCAGGCUGCCACCACCAGCCCAAGACUGGCAGUUUCUCCCCUCCUCGGUCCUGACUCCGCCUUCUUUGGGCCUCAGCCCCACCCCUUCUCCAGAGCCAGCCUGGGACUCACUUGCCUUUCUCUCUCCCUCUCUCCCUCCCUCUCCCACUCCCCCAA